Messenger RNA from Neoarthrinium moseri, 870 nucleotides. RefSeq lists its product as uncharacterized. The coding region runs from base 1 to 870 and encodes 289 amino acids. Gene Ontology annotation, molecular function: fatty-acyl-CoA binding. Gene Ontology annotation, biological process: fatty acid metabolic process. Lineage: Eukaryota; Fungi; Ascomycota; Sordariomycetes; Amphisphaeriales; Apiosporaceae. The record is from RefSeq and is a predicted model, not a curated record. The transcript has 2 exons.
AUGUGCUUACCAACGCCUAUGGCCGAUCUAGAUCGCGUGUUCGUGCACGCCUUAAACACCGUAAAGAAGAUCCCCAAGACGGGCGCGUCGCGGCCGCCGCCCAGCGACCGACUGCGUCUAUAUGGACUCUACAAGCAGGCAAUGGAGGGGGACGUGGACGGGGUGAUGGAACGGCCGUCAGCAGGGGCAGGUGUCGACCGCGACGAGCUACAGAGAGAGAAGGACAAGUGGGAUGCGUGGAACGCGCAACGCGGGCUCAGUCGCACCGAGGCGAAGAGGCGUUACAUCGAGGCGCUGAUCGAAACCAUGCAUCGAUACGCAACAACGCCGGAUGCUGGAGAGUUAGUAGCGGAGCUCGAGUUCGUAUGGAACCAGAUCAAGAACAACAGUCCCUCGACGUCCGAUUCGUCACCCAAAGGAACGAAGUCCGAGCUCCGGAAGUUUGCACAACCCCAGAGCGGCACCGAAGGUCCCAUGAAGGUGCUCAGCCCCAUGAGCGAAGACGAUGAAGCAGAGCGGGAAUAUAGAGAAAGACAAGACGACGAGGAUGAGGGAGAAUACGUCAAGAAAGGAGACAAAUGGUCACGGAAAGUCGAACGAGCCUUGGUUCGCCUUUCGGCCGAGAUCGCAGCUUUACGCGAACAGAUCACUUCGGGGCGGGAAUGGAGAACACAGAAGGAGAAGACUUUCGGAGCCUGGAUAAGCUGGCUGUUCUGGCUCUUCGUCAAACACUUGGUGAUCGACUCGUUCAUACUGAUAAUAAUCCUGCUUUGGAUGCGGAAGAGGAAGGAUCGGAGGUUAGAAGACCUAGUGAGGUCGGCACUACGGAUCGGCCGCGAGUAUGUGAGAAAGGUUUUGCCGUCGAGGUGA